UAGAGAUGAAUAAAAUACUCGCCUUAACCAUCGCUUUUGCAAGUUCUGCCAUAGCAUAUGGCAAACCCGUGGAGGACACGGACCCGGAGGCCAGAUGUUACGGCGGCUACGGUGGCGGCGCUUACCCGGUGUACAUACCGGUACCGGUAAACAAUGCAGGCACAGUUAACCCAGCUGCCGCCAACCUACCCCCGGUCACCGGGGUGCAACAACUGCAAGACGGCAGCUUGUUGCUUUUCAACGGCAACACACCAAUUGGCCGAACCCUACCCGGCCGUACCAUUAACACCGCCAACGGUCCCAUAAACCCCGGUGCCGCCCAACCCAUACCCGCCAACGCUAAUAACGUGCCCCAGAUUACUGGCCAACAGGUGCAACCUAACGGUACAACCGUAUUGUAUUCUGGUAACAGACCGGUGGCCACUUUGCCCGCCGGCUCAACCAUUGGCUGUGCGGCCAACGCUACGGCUACGGCUAUGGUGGCGCUUACCCGGUGUACAUACCGGUACCGGUACCUGUCGGUACGGGCACAGCUAACCCAGGUGCAGUUAAUCCAGCUGGCGCCGCCGCCGCACCCAUGGUCAACGGGGCUCAACUACUAA
This is a messenger RNA of Medioppia subpectinata, 602 nucleotides long. The record is from the annotation of a GenBank genome assembly. NCBI's taxonomy places the organism in Eukaryota, Metazoa, Arthropoda, Arachnida, Sarcoptiformes, Oppiidae.